Brugia pahangi is the source of this 1062-nucleotide messenger RNA. The record is from the annotation of a GenBank genome assembly. Lineage: Eukaryota; Metazoa; Nematoda; Chromadorea; Rhabditida; Onchocercidae.
AUGAAGCGAACUGAAACAAUGAAAACUGGAAGUGAAAGAUCAAAGUGCUCAAAUGAUAUAAUUCGAAGUGCAGAGUUGGAUGCAGCAAAUGAAAUUCGUAAACAGCAAGUUGAAAUUAAGCGGGUCGAUAAAGCCUUAUCAUUGCUAAAAGAAAUGGAAUCGAAUAAACAGGAUUUAUCACUGGAUGAAUGUCGAGGUUUUCGAGAAGUUUCUGAAGAGUUAGAUCAAUACAUGGCUCUGGUACAACAUACAAUAAGUUUGAUAAGACAAAAUCAUUCGAAUUGUUCAAAGCGCGAAUAUUUCGUCGAUAAUUUUGUUGAAAAACCUCGUAAUGACUGCAAUAUUCUUAUUGAACUGGCUUGUCGUAAUACAGUUACCUCUACUUCAAGCCAACAUUUGACUAAUUCACAAGUAACUCAUCUAGCUAUUACACCAACGACUACAGUGCAUGUUUCACCAGAAUUAGGAGAUGCUAUACCAAAAUGCAGUAGCGAUAAUUCGCUACAUAUCGGACCGAAGAAAGUACUUGAUGGUACUCAUCAAAGUGUUCAGAAUGAGCGAAUACAUUCUUCAAGUGAACCUGGUUCAUUAAUACAGCUGGCUCAACCAAAAAUUGAAUCAAAAAUUGCUGCAAAUCAAAAAUCGCUUCCAUUUUUAUCACAGGCUGGAUUUGACUCACAUUCGCUGCAUGCAGCCAUGCAGGGCGUGCUUGGAUCAUUGAAGCGUACUCUUCCUGGAUUUCAUUCAGCAGCUUCAACAAUUUUAAAGAGUGAUGUGGUUGAUUUUAUUUCUGCAUUUUCUGUUGCACUUCGGCGUUACAAUGAUCGUGUACUCUCACAAAUAAAAUUACUACUUGACAAAUACGAUUCAUCAGUUAGCAGCACGGAACGCAACGAACUUGUCUGUGAGAUAAAUUAUUUGCACAAAAUAAGCACUUCUACAAGUGCUAAACGUGAGCAGUUGCUGGAUAUUAUCCAUGAUCCAUAUUUCCAAGCAGCAAAUUGUCCACCAUUACGUCAAAUGAAAAUUCUCCAUUCAAUUUUUUCAUCAAAUUCAUCGUGA